AAAUAUAUAUCUCAACAGUUAUAUGAUUAGUUUAUUUUUUUUAUAAAAAAAAAUAUGAAAGUAAUAUUUGAGAUUUAAGUUCGGUAUAUUAAUUUUAUUAUUCUUCAUCACAAUAUUACGUCAAUAAACGUUUAAAGUAAUUAUAAAAAAAUUUUAAUUUAUAUGUAUAGUGAAAAACACCAAUUAUUUAAGUGUGCUGCUGUGGGCUGAAAUAAAAAUUUUUCAAGAUUUGAAAGUCGGAAUAAAGUAAAAAAAAAAUGCCAGAUAUUAAAGUGACGCCUCUCGGUGCAGGUCAGGAUGUUGGUCGAAGUUGUAUUUUAGUUUCAAUGGGAGGUAAAAAUAUAAUGUUAGACUGUGGAAUGCACAUGGGCUUUAAUGACGAGAGAAGAUUUCCAGAUUUUUCUUACAUUGUUCCCGAGGGUCCAACAACAAAUUAUAUAGAUUGCGUUAUAAUUUCUCACUUUCACUUAGAUCAUUGUGGUGCACUUCCUUAUUUCACUGAAAUGGUUGGAUACACGGGUCCAAUAUACAUGACACAUCCUACAAAGGCUAUUGCGCCAAUUCUAUUAGAAGAUAUGCGCAAAGUUGCUGUUGAACGUAAAGGAGAGAGUAAUUUCUUUACCUCGCAAAUGAUUAAGGAUUGUAUGAAGAAAGUUAUCGCUGUCACUCUACAUCAGUCAGUGAUGGUCGAUUCAGAAUUGGAAAUAAAAGCUUAUUAUGCUGGACAUGUAUUGGGAGCGUCAAUGUUUCAUGUUCGAGUUGGAUCGCAAUCUAUUGUCUAUACCGGGGAUUAUAAUAUGACUCCAGACAGGCAUUUGGGUGCCGCCUGGAUAGACAAAUGUAGACCGGAUUUAUUAAUUUCAGAGUCUACAUACGCAACAACUAUUCGUGAUUCCAAGAGAUGUCGUGAAAGGGACUUUUUGAAAAAGGUCCAUGAAUGUAUUGAUAGAGGUGGCAAAGUAUUAAUACCAGUUUUCGCUCUUGGCCGUGCGCAAGAAUUAUGCAUUCUAUUGGAGACCUAUUGGGAGCGAAUGAAUCUCAAAGUGCCAGUAUACUUUGCCUUGGGUCUAACGGAGAAGGCAAAUAACUAUUAUAAAAUGUUCAUCACUUGGACUAAUCAGAAAAUUAAAAAAACUUUCGUUCAACGUAACAUGUUUGACUUUAAGCACAUAAAACCAUUCGAUAAGGCCUACAUAGAUAAUCCAGGGGCAAUGGUUGUGUUUGCCACUCCGGGUAUGUUGCACGCGGGUCUUUCGUUGCAGAUCUUUAAAAAAUGGGCGCCAAAUGAUGCGAAUAUGGUGAUAAUGCCCGGUUUCUGCGUUCAGGGCACCGUUGGCCAUAAAGUUCUCAGUGGCAUUAAAAGAAUUGAAUUCGAGAAUCGUCAAAUUGUUGAAGUUAAAAUGGCCGUUGAGUAUAUGUCUUUUUCGGCGCACGCCGACGCUAAGGGAAUUAUGCAAUUAAUUCAGAGUUGUGAACCAAAGAGUGUCAUGUUGGUUCAUGGCGAAUUUGCUAAAAUGGAAUAUCUCAAGGAGAAAAUAAGACAAGAAUUUGGUGUGAAUUGUUAUAAUCCGGCGAAUGGCGAAACUUGUGUUAUUACAACAGUGUCGAAAGUUGCAGUCGAUACGUCGCUUGCUUUACUUAAAGCCGAAGCUAAACGGUACUCGGCACUGCCUCCUGAUCCCAAGAGACGUCGAUUACUUCAUGGUGUUUUAAUUUUAAGAGAGGACGGAGUUUGCCUCGUUGACACUGAUGAGGUCGCCAAAAGUACUGGUAUCGCUAAACAUAUUGUAAGAUUUACAUCCACAAUAUGUGUCCAGGAUUCUGGACCGGCUCACGCCACGACACAAAAACUCUUUCAACCGUUAAAAGACAGACUGCAAGGUUGGACCGUACAGUUGACGGAUGGCUCCAUAUCAGUAGAAUCGGUGUUAGUCAAAGUUGAAGGCGAUGAUGAAAAUCAAAAAAGUGUUUAUGUAUCCUGGACAAAUGAAGACGAGGAUCUUGGAAGUUAUAUUCUCGAUUUUCUUCAAACUUUGUUGAGUUAAUCAUAGACAUAUAAUGUAAAUAUGUAGAAAGAAAACUGUAUGUUUUUCCUUUCUUUAUUUGUGAUGUAAAAACUCGGAAAACUGACUCAAGUCACUAUAUAAUUUAUUUUUUUAAGACUUUUAUAAUUCAAAAUAAAAGUAGGUAAUAAUUAAAA
Leptopilina heterotoma is the source of this 2200-nucleotide messenger RNA. RefSeq names its product integrator complex subunit 11 (gene IntS11). The transcript is spliced from 5 exons. The record is from RefSeq and is a predicted model, not a curated record. Gene Ontology annotation, cellular component: nucleus. Bases 258 to 2045 code for a protein of 595 amino acids. Gene Ontology annotation, biological process: snRNA processing. NCBI's taxonomy places the organism in Eukaryota, Metazoa, Arthropoda, Insecta, Hymenoptera, Figitidae.